AUGGACUCGCAAAGCGUUGCGGACUGGCUCGCUUCCCUGGGGCCAGCAUACCAGAAAUACUUGCCGAAGUUUCAAGAAGAGUCUGUCGACGGCCUUCUACUGAUGGAAUUGACUGAUGUCGACCUUCAGGAAAUGGGGAUCGCGAAGCUUCACUGCAAGAAGAUCCUUGCUCAUCGUGCCGACCUUGCGGCGAGAGGGCUCAACAAGACUGUUUGCGACCAGCGCAACUUGGAUCGCAUGUAUGAGUCCUCAGAAGCAAGCGUGAGCAAGGGCUCCUCAGAAAUGCUGAUGCCUCGGCGGUUUGCCGGGCAAGUCUUGAACGGGAUGAGGAGAUCAGGAAAGAGCUUUUCCAGGGUAGUUGAUGCUACCAUGAAGCAGAUUGAUGCUCUCCUCUGUGACCAGCAAGAGGAAGUCCUUCUCUUAGAAACCGUGGAGGCUAUGAACCUUUUCGUUGGACACCGUACGGCCCAUGUUGAUGCAGGACAUGGCCAUGGAUGUGCCAGGGAUGAGGUCCGAGAAGACUUGCAGCAGAUAGUUCAAGGAAAGAGGAUGGCACGAAGCCGAAGUGCUGUUCUGUAUUCCAAGAUCAGGAAACUAGCAGCUGCCAUAACAAAAUAUUGCAAAGUUGUGACGAAUGGUGCAUCAACUGAGAAACUGAAAGUUGAAGCAAAGUCGCAGCUUGACAGGAGCUUUGCUGAAGUGAAGGAUGGGAUGUUGAAUCAGGUCAGAGAAGCAUCAUGCUGCAACACGGGUUUGCUGGUACGUGCGCGCGAUCGGCUUCAGUCUCAGAUACCUGGAGGGGCUGCCGUGAGGGCCAAUAUUGAUGCUAUGGCAAAGCUCAUGAAAGAUUCCUCUGCAGCCGCAGAGAACUGCAAACAGAUCUACAACUUGGCUGAUCCGGAAGUUCAACUCGCACUGGAGGCCAGGUCGGGUGUGCUGAAUGACAUCAUCAAAGCGGAAGAAGAGGAACUCGGCAGACUUCAUGGGCGACGUGACCGGGUGACACAGCAGCUGACAGUGACCAAGAAACAGAGGGCCAAGUACGAGCAGAUCUUGACGGAACAAGCAAAUGCUACCAAGGACAUUCGCGACUGGCACAUCAAGAGGUUCUGGAGGUGGUCGUGGAAGGACGAGAUGAAGGUCUAUCAAGAUCAAGUCGAGGAAGACGCUCAGCGAAACAAAAAGGACGCUCAAUCUUUCGAUGAGACGUGCCUUGAGUUGGAGGAAAAAUUAUCACAGAUUGGCAGCGACAUUGAAAAGAAGACCGCUUACAUAGCUUCGUUGAAGCGCAAGAACUCUCAGAAGCAUUGGCAGACCAUUUUGCAGGCUGAAGGCCUUAUUGCCCUUGAAGAUGAGGUCAAAGAGACGGAGCAAAAGCUGCAGGUCAUAAGGGGCCAACUGCUUCAGGCAAUGCAGGAGACCGGCGUGGCUGAUCCCGUGAUGGCGGCCCAAAUCAUCACCCAGCAUGAGAAGUCCAAGAUUUUGCUGUCCGAGACCACUGCCAAAUCUUCGGAGGUGGCUGUGCGCAUGGAGGAACUGCUGUCUCAAGUUGAAGGCUUGGUGCAGCCAGGUCUAAAUGACACUGACCUCUUGACUUCUUUGGAUACUGAGGACCUCGAGCCACUUUCGGAGGCCAUGCAUGUCAUCAAUGACAGGCACGAGGAGCACAUGCGGUUCUUGGCAAAUCACAAGGCUCAAGUCUUUGGUGAGGUGGUCAAUAAGGCUGCAGAGGAGCUUCCUAGCCAGCAGCUGCCUGGCGGAAGUGGAAGUUUUGAGGCACAGGCCGACUGA
Molecule: messenger RNA, 1791 nt
Organism: Symbiodinium necroappetens
Lineage: Eukaryota; Dinophyceae; Suessiales; Symbiodiniaceae
Source: the annotation of a GenBank genome assembly